AUGAGGGCAUCCGAAAAGUACCUCAAGCCCGUUCUUCUGGACCCCUCGGAGUCUCAAGUUCUGCACCCUAAAGAUACUACCCCAUCUGAUACGGUACCCGAAGGAGGGAGACAGGGUGGCGCAGAAAUAGAAGCAAAGUAUGAGGCUGUGGACGAAGAACGAGACGAAGAGGAUGAACCGGACGAUAUAGCCCCGGCCGAGAAGGAAGAAGCUGCGGACCUCGACUUUGAGUCCAUCAGUGCUUUCAUAUUGAACAGUUCUGCCUUCGCAAGUUUGACACGGAAUCUGUCCGAUUUUGUAGAUCCUUCGUUUCGCUCACAGGCUUCGAAGCUCGUCGCUAGGGUUCUGGAGGGGAAAGACACGGACGAUCGGUACUGGAGCAACAUGAGAUUAAGAAUGAUGACAACACUUACUGAACUGGAGGAAUCACGCCCCCAAAGCAUCUUUCUCGAUGUGGAGGGCACACAAGGCAUCAUGGAUAAGGUUCAAAUAUGGUUGGAAUCGACCACCGGAGAGACGUGGAAUUGGUGGCCGUUACGUCCGCCAAAGUAUACUUCCAGUCUUUCGGAGGCAAGACUUGGAUGGCGCUGUAGAUGUGGAAAAGACAGGUGGGAGGUGUUGCCAGCAGAGUUUGCCGGCGGCAUCGGGUGGCUGCUACGAAAGUAUCCUUUCUACAACCGGGGGCAUGGAACGGAUGCCUCGAAGACAAGCACGACGACGGUGAAACUAGGUUCAUCGUCGGGGACGGCAUCAGAAUCCUCUUCCUUGGGAACAAAUUCUAUCAAGAUGGGAAGCAAAUCGAAUUCCGAGCCAGCUCAAUCAACGGCAUCAAAUCAGUGGAAUCAGCAAACAAAGCAGCAGGAGUAUCCCAAGCCAAGAUACAUAUUCCUAGUUGCUACCACUGGUCGACAUACUCUCAAACAACUCCCGUCGCUGUAUUUGAGCACCGAUGAAUUUGGCCAAGAACUACGACAGGUAUAUCGUGAGCUGAAAGGCUUCUGGAGAUCGUGGUUUUCGCCGUAUGGAUUCUCUCACUGCGAUUUCGUACGUUUCGAAAAGUUCUGUCGAAACGGCUUCGCUCACCGGGGCCUUGAGGUGCCAUCGACGGCGCAAAAGGACUACUACUACACUCCUCGGCCAGCACUCCGUGAACCACCGGUGUCCCCAGAAGAAUUCAGCCACAUCUAUCAAUUCACCACCAAAAGUGGUUCCGCGGGCUCAUCAUGGACUCUCCCGUUCUACUCCUGCGUCGAGUCGCUGAGUGACGACACCGUGGGGUGCAUACCCCAGCGGUACUACUACCUCGAUGAGAAAAGCAACCGGAAAGAAGACUUUUGGGGUCUCUACAUCCAAGAACGCCGCUCAGCACUAAUGACAUCUUUUUACAUCGUCUCCUGCCUGUCACCUUUUAUUAUCUUGUGCAUUCUUUAUCUCCUUGGGAUAAUCCAGGGAGAUGUACAGAAUGCGACUACGCCAUUGGCACUGGCUCUCACUUUGCUGGGCCUCUUUCUAGGGUCAAUGAUCAAGGCGUAG
Messenger RNA from Colletotrichum siamense, 1533 nucleotides. RefSeq lists its product as uncharacterized. The coding region runs from base 1 to 1533 and encodes 510 amino acids. The transcript is spliced from 3 exons. The record is from RefSeq and is a predicted model, not a curated record. Lineage: Eukaryota; Fungi; Ascomycota; Sordariomycetes; Glomerellales; Glomerellaceae.